This is a messenger RNA of Fragaria vesca subsp. vesca, 846 nucleotides long. RefSeq names its product protein FAR-RED ELONGATED HYPOCOTYL 3-like. Gene Ontology annotation, cellular component: mitochondrion. Bases 1 to 846 code for a protein of 281 amino acids. The transcript has a single exon. The record is from RefSeq and is a predicted model, not a curated record. NCBI's taxonomy places the organism in Eukaryota, Viridiplantae, Streptophyta, Magnoliopsida, Rosales, Rosaceae. Gene Ontology annotation, biological process: L-valine catabolic process; thymine catabolic process. Gene Ontology annotation, molecular function: malonate-semialdehyde dehydrogenase (acetylating, [NAD(P)+]) activity; methylmalonate-semialdehyde dehydrogenase (acylating, NAD+) activity.
AUGGAAGGGUAUGUAACUGUUAUAAAAAGAUCAAAACCUGAGAAGUGUGUGUUCAUAGGCUGUGAUAGAGGUGGUAAGUAUCGAGACACUAGGAUGGUUCCAUUAGAGAAGAGAAAAAGGAAGACAUCAUCUCGCCUAAUAGAUUGCCCUUUUGAAAUUGUGGGGAGAAACAAACCUAAAGGUUUUUGGAAGGUGGAUAUAAAAAACUUAGCACAUAACCAUGAGCCUUCAAGAGAUAUGUCUGGGCAUCCUUAUUGUCGUCAGUUUUCAAAAGAGGAAAUCAUGAAAAUUAAAGAGAUGAGUAAGGCUGGGGUAACCCCUCGCCAAAUAUUGUCUUCACUUCGACAAAGUAAUUCAGAUAUACAUACUACUUUCAGAAGCAUCUACAAUGAAAAGCAGAGAAUUAUGAAGGAGAAUUUAGCAGGUCAUACUGUUAUCCAAGCCUUAUUGGAAGAACUUGGUCAAGCUGGUUUCAUCUAUAACAUUGAGUAUGAUCAAAAUGGUCGGUUGACUCAUUUGAUGUUUGCCCAUCCACUUUCAAUUGCUUUGACUAAGAGCUACAUGAAUGUCUUUGUGAUGGAUUGUACAUAUAAGACUAACAAGUACAAGAUGCCAUUACUAGACAUUGUAGGAGUCACCAGCUUCAAUACAUCUUUCUAUUCUUGUUUUGUCUUCAUGCAAAAAGAGGAAGAAGAGGACUACGUAUGGGCUCUAACAAUGUUUAGCAAAAUGUUGGGAGUUGAGGCUUAUCCUUUGGUGAUUAUAAUAGACAGAGAAUUGGCAUUGAUGAAUGCUAUAAAUAUUGUCUUCCCAAAAACUGCUAACAUUUUGUGUGUGGCAUAUUGA